AUGGAAAAUGUGACGUCGCAGGAGAAACUAUUCCAGCAUCUCGAUGGACUCAAGUCGAAGUACUCGGCUCGCGGCACCGCUCAAAGCCUGCUGAAGACAAACGUCUUGGUAGCGCAGCUGAGGUCUUUUACUCAGAUCAUCACCAUCUUCGUACAAAGUAAUGAUAUUGCCUCACUUGUGUGGGGCCCGUUGGCAUUAAUAUUUGAGCUCGCAUAUCGACAUCAGGAGACUGUUGACAUGAUCAGCGAUGUGCUGGAGCGGGUAGAGCAAGCGCUUCCCCGCUUUCAAGAAUAUCUGAGGGAGUUCGGAUCUCGCAGCAUCACCACCCGCUUCCAGGAAGCACUUGUCGUAUAUUAUGCCGAGCUGAUUGCUCAUUAUCAGGAUUCGAUCAAAUUCCUGCGUGCACAUCCACUGAAAAACGUCUUUCUCUUGCAUCGGUCAGCAAAUAAGUUCAAUCUCCUCGCAAAUCGCCGCCUAGAGCGAUUGAGAGACCUCACUAGGUCGGUGGAGAAGGAGGUGGACUGGCUCAAAUACCAAACCCAGCAAACCCAGCACAAGCAAGUCGUGCACCUGCUGCAGGCUACUCGAACCACAACAAUGGCAUUACAGCUUCCCUUUCGUGACUUUCCCUACAGCCGGAACUUUCAGUUCUGCUUCCGGGACCAAUUAUUGAUUGAAAUGCACAAUCAUCUAGACCCUGGCACGUCGAAAAAAACCACGCUGCGUACUACGAGCCUUGUCGGCCUGGGCGGGGUGGGUAAGACUCAAGUUGCACUCGAGUUCGCAUACCGCCAUACUCCUGAUUUUGAUGCAAUUUUCUGGGUCAAAGCAGAGACUGAGGCGAAAAUUCGCGAAUCAAUCUGCAACUAUGCUCGGGCUAUGCAAGACGAUACACAGUCUGGCCCUCAGCAAGAUGCAGUGCUGAUUAAGCGGUUUAAAAGCUGGCUCAUGACGCCUGAUUUCCAAGGCUCAAGCUCGAGUUCGGUAGCCCCUCGGUGGCUUCUUAUCUUCGACAAUGUCGAUGACCUAAUGACCUUACAGCCAUUUUGGCCUGGAGGAGCUCAUGGAUCCGUGAUAAUCACCACCCGUGAUGCAACGGUUGCCCGGCACUUUGGACAGCAAGCCAUAGAAGUCCCAUUAUUUACCAAGGAUGAAAGUGUGCAGUUCAUGUUCAAAAUCAACCCUGGCACGGAAAAGAAGAGCCCCGAGGAACUGAAAGCGGUUCAAAUAAUCACAGACCGAUUGGGCCAUCUACCACUGGUGUUGCGAAACAUUGGAGGAUACACAAGCAGUAUAGCGACAUCAUACCAGAUCUUCCUACAGCACUACUCCGAUUUCGAUCACAAUCUGCUUUUCCAAAAGGACACUUCCAACACGACCUCCUACGAAGCCUCGGUUAGCACCACUUGGACAAUGACACUAUCCCAAAUCGACCCAAUGGCAAAGGAGCUCAUGGAAAUCAUAGCGUUAUUUGAUCCGGAUAGCAUACCGAUAGAGCUAAUAGAAUCCUGGGACAUUGAUGAUAACACUGACAAGGCCAUCUCAAUCCUGUUUCGCGGCUCUUUGAUCAGUCGUUCCAGCAAAGGCGAUCAGUUGAGCUGCCAUCGAAUUAUUCGUGAAGCUGUGCUCCAGUCCCUGGAUCCGAAUAAGUUCGUGGUUCUAUUUGACUGGGCUGUGUUUUCCCUAAACGCACUCUUCCCAAAAACACCGGGAGGCGCCCCACUCCUCGCGGAAUGGGAUGCGUGUGCCAUCUACCACAAUCAUUUGUCCUCACUACUCAACCUCUACCUUCGCUUUGCAUCUUCCUUACGACCACCAGUCCUACUGUGCGAAGUUAUACGUCGCUGCGCCUGGUAUCUCUGCGAGCGCGGAAACUUCACAGACGCCCUUGAACUCGUCAAGAUGGGUUCCACUGUUCUUGAAGACGCUGCUGCAAUAUGCAACUACCCAGGAUAUUAUCCACAAUACAUGUGUCGUCUGACGGCUGACCUUUACAGCAGUCUUGGGAGUAUUGAGUACGAGCUUAACCAUCCCAACCACGGACGGCUCUGGUUUGAAAAGGCAGAUGAGCACCGCCGAAAGCUGAUAGACAAUGAUACAGCGCAGAGCUACGACAUCGAAAGCAUGGCGGUCGGCGACGGAAACAUCGGUCUAUCCCAUCUCGCUGACAGCGGUACUUCCGAGCCCAGCAUCGCCGCAUACAAGUUCCUGAUCGAGAAUUUUCAGAACAAUAACAACCUCUGUAUAUGGGCUGCAAACCUGUCAAUCGCGUAUCGGUUCCAGGGUGACCUGGAAGAGUCCUUGGAGUGGUGCAAGGUCGCUGAUAACUGGACUCGCAAGACUUUUGGAGAGGACAGUCUCAGCAUGGCCAUCGUGCACUUCAAUGUUGGCAAAACAUAUAUGCUCCUGAAGGAGGACGAACGGGCCUUUAAGGUCUUCAACCAAUCUCUCCAAAUCCGUCAGCAAAAGGCACCUUCUCACCGCUACACUGGCUUUACCUGCCACCAGAUUGGCGUCCUGAUGCGAGCAAGAGGGGACAUUCCUGGCGCAAUUGCAUCGUUCCAAUCCGCCGUACGAAUUCUUAAUGAUUGUGAAGCUCAGACCGGUGCUGUGCUGCGGUCCAAGUUUGCUCUGUCCAAGGCCUUCAAAGAAAUCGGCUCUUUUGAGGAAGGAGAUGGCCUUCUGCAAGAGGUCAUCAAGGGUCUUUCUGCGUUGGACACUUCUGUCAUCGCUGAUGCUGAUGCUGAUGCCUUGACGGAUGAGCAUUUUGAGCGUUUUGUGCUUUACUGCCAUCGCUGA
Molecule: messenger RNA, 2799 nt
Organism: Penicillium canariense
Lineage: Eukaryota; Fungi; Ascomycota; Eurotiomycetes; Eurotiales; Aspergillaceae
Exons: 8
Coding region: 1-2799 (932 amino acids)
Molecular function (GO): ADP binding; protein binding
Source: RefSeq, a predicted model, not a curated record